AUGGCUGAAAGUGGAAGUAAACCAUUUUUGGAUUGUAGAACCUGUCCUUGGGUUUUUGGAAUUGAGAUAACUGUACAAUGCAUCAACACAAAUAAUACUACCUUGGAUUUUUCACAUUCUGAGCUAAAUGUGGUGCCUAAUAUAUUGACUAUUAUUGCUUACUAUCGGUCUAGCCCUAGUGUUCAAUCUAUAUAUUUGAAUAAUAAGCAACAAAAUUAUUAUAAAACAGAUAAACAUACAACUCAAAAUGUUACUUUAGACUUUUUACAGCUUGAACAAAAUAAAUUCAUUUUGACAUCUGAUAUAUCAACAACUUUUCCUGACUACUGGUUUAAUUCUAGUGUUCAAUUAGAGACAUCUAUAUGUUCGAAUUCUAGUAUUCAAUCAGAGACACUUAUGUGUUCAAAUAAUAAUCAACAAAGCGAUAGCGAAUCUAAUCAUAAUAAUGACAAAACAGAUGAACUUGUAAUUCAAAGUGCAAAACUUGAUUGUGAGGCAAAGCAUCAGAGAUUUUCUGAAUACAAAAAUAUGUUAUUAUACUGGGGACUUUCAAAUAUUCAGAGUGUCUUUUUUAAGACUAUUCAUGACGAGAUUGAAAAGUAUUUAACAAUAGAAGCUACGUCUAUUCAAAGUAUUCAAAUAGCUCAAAGUCCUCUUGAAACUCCCGAGCAUUUAGAUGGGUACCUAGAAGACGAAUACGAUACGUUACAGGCCUCUCUUGAAACUAUUAUAAAUAUGGUGGAUCAAGAAAAUAUUCUUGAGUUCUGGAGAGUGUCUUUAUUUGAUCAACAUAUCAAUCAAUACCCUCACUAUAUCAUUCUAUUGGCUGAUAAUACUUAUCUCUGCACGUGUCUUUAUAUUAUUUCAAAUGGGUUCUUUUAUUCAAAGCAAGUUUUAGAUUCCUUAUCAAUCAUAGGCACUACUGUAGAACAUGAUAUAGUUACGGAAAUGAACCAGGUGAUUUCUAUUCGUAGGCCAGAUGUAUAUCAACCUAGUAUCUAUACGAUUGAUGAAUUUGUAGGAUUGAUAUCAGGAUUUAUUAAAAACCACACUGGUAUAAAUAUUAAUCAGCAAAUGCAAGUUGAUAUUUCUCAAAUAGAAAAUCAGCGAAUGCAAGGAUCAAGUUCUAUACAAGAAGUUCUUCAAGAUUUAGAUGUAGGGACUUCAAAAUUCACUAAAUGGGCCAAUAUAGAAGCAAAUAAUAACAAUAUUAAAUCAAAACCAGAGAUUCAGCAUUGUGGUAAUUGCUAUAAACCAGGACAUUAUACUACUACCUGCAAAUUUUUAGAAAAUUAA
Molecule: messenger RNA, 1296 nt
Organism: Dentiscutata erythropus
Lineage: Eukaryota; Fungi; Glomeromycota; Glomeromycetes; Diversisporales; Gigasporaceae
Source: the annotation of a GenBank genome assembly